AACUUUUGCUACUUCCUACCGCCGCAGCGGGAGUCAUUUGCUUACUGUUGAAAAGGCAACAGGACGACGAGGAUCUCGCGAGCAACGAAGCUUCGACGACCCAUAUGGCUACAACAGCCGCUGCUCUUUCUUUCAACGUGGGGCCCACUACUCUUUAAAAAUUCCGCCGAAAAAGAGAAGACGAUUUUCUAAAACCUUCUGGCCGUUAUCUCACGGCUCCCCUGUCUCAACACAGGUGUAUGAGCGCUAUCCAGAGGGCCUAGGGGCAGCUCUUUACCGGGAGCACUUCGACUUCAACGCUGAGCCGCCUUGGGAUCCUAGCUGAUAGCGGGACAGGUCCGUCUCCCGACUUGUCCAUUUUGUUGCAUAACCGGCAGGACCCCCCAUUUGGCUCAGUCGUGACCCCUUCGCUGCAGAUUCUCUCUCACUCGUUCUUAAUGAUUUUUGGCUCGCUGGAAUACGGGUAAGAUGAAAGGACUCGCCGACCGACCCGCCGGCUACACCGUCGAGCUGCUGGGGGGUGGUGCCACCCUCGACGAUGUCAUCGACGAGCGCAUCCGCGAACAGGCCCCGGUGGAGAAGAGCGCCUUCAUCGUGGGUGACCUGGGCGCUCUGAUCCGCCAGGACUCUCUCUGGAAGAGUGCCACACAGCGGCUGGAGCCGCACUUCAACCUGGCGCUGGAGCACGGCGUGCCGCCCGACAACAUCAUCCUGUCGGGCGUCUGCAAGCAGCUGGCGCUCAUCAAGGCUGCCGCCAAGCACGAAGUCCACCAUCUCGUCUGCGAGAAUGAGGCCGAGCUGGCCAAGAUUGCGCGCCUCCAUCCACGUGCCAAAUUGUUGCUGCAGCUGAGCACAGAGGCUCAUGCGGCUGAGACCAGCAUGGCCUUCGGCGCGACCCUGAAGAGCUGCCGUCACUUGCUGGAGGCGGCCAAGGUGCUCGGCAUGCAGGUGGUGGGCGUGGCCUUAAACAUGCCGACCUCCUGCCUGGAGCUGCAGCGGGCCUAUGGCCACGCGCUGGCAGACGCCCGCUGCGUCUUCGACAUGGGGGCGGACCUGGGCUUCAACAUGAACAUCCUGGACAUUGGCGGUGGAUUCACCGGGUCGGAGUUCCAACUUAAACAGGUGGAAUCUGUCCUCAGCCCGCUGUUGGAAGCCUACUUCCCGCCGCUGUCUGGUGUGCGCGUGCUGGCCCAGCCGGGCUCGUUCUAUGUGGCGUCGGCCUUCACCCUGGCCGUCAACGUGAUUGCCAAGGAGGUGGUGACCCGCUGCUGGGAUGGCUUAGUUCCAGGUGACAACAGCGAGGACGCGGAGUUCCUGUACUACAUGAGCGAGGGCGUUUAUGGCCCGUUUGGUGUCAAGCUCCUAGGGAACGCCAUCGCCGCCCCGUCAGUGCACAAGCACGCGCCGUGCGCCGACGCAGCAGUGUACCCCUGCAGCCUGUGGGGUCCCACGCUGGAUCAGUUGGACUUUGUGGUGGAGCGCUGCCUCCUGCCCGAACUCAACGUGGGCGACUGGCUGCUCUUCGCCAACAUGGGUGCCUGUGGCCUGGAUGACCUUGCCGGGGCCACGUGCACCUCACCACAGCUGCCCGUCUACUACGCCGCCACCUCCUCGGACUGGUACGAAAUGCAGGAAGCGGGCGUGGCGCUGGACAGUGCGAUCAAGACCUUCUUCGUGUAGUAGCCCUAAAAUUUCCCCUCGCCAACCUCAAGCGUCUCGCUGUGGUCAACAUUCCAGACAGCGUGUUAGUAUGAAAUAAUCUCCCCCCCCCCUUUUUUUUUUUGCCCUGCCAUAUCAAAUCAAUCCUGCCCAAGUGAUGUUUAUGCAACAAAAUGGAUGACUCUGAAGAUGGGGGAACCCUCCCCCUUCCCCCAAAAUCACCACGCUAACCCAGCAGUGUGGGGGGGUGGCCCUCAUCAUUACCUUUUACAAAAUUCCUUAUGCUCCCUAUCGUCGUUUGUGUGAAAACUUUUGAGGAAUGUUGUGGUACCUCAGACCCCAGCAUAACUAAAAUUAAGUUGUUCUCUUUUUUUUUUUUGUAUUUAUUUGAUGAAGUUGUGGCUGCGGCCAUGGCUUUUUCCUAAUAAGAUGUUCAUGUUUGUUUUGGUUUUUGUGUUUGUAUCCCCCCACUCCCAAACAGCUUCCUGUGUGCUGUCAUGUGACUGUCAUUUGUCAUCUGAAAAUGGUCACCAAGUCAUCUACUGGCUCAUUUUGUACAGCUUACCUUCGUAUUCAAGGCAACCUGACCCUUUGGGAAAGUGUUGCAACAAAAAA
Hippocampus comes (tiger tail seahorse) is the source of this 2274-nucleotide messenger RNA. RefSeq names its product antizyme inhibitor 1-like. NCBI's taxonomy places the organism in Eukaryota, Metazoa, Chordata, Actinopteri, Syngnathiformes, Syngnathidae. The record is from RefSeq and is a predicted model, not a curated record. Gene Ontology annotation, biological process: positive regulation of polyamine transmembrane transport; negative regulation of protein catabolic process. The coding region runs from base 469 to 1680 and encodes 403 amino acids. Gene Ontology annotation, molecular function: ornithine decarboxylase activity; ornithine decarboxylase activator activity. The transcript has 10 exons. Gene Ontology annotation, cellular component: cytoplasm.